Molecule: messenger RNA, 2058 nt
Organism: Podospora anserina S mat+
Lineage: Eukaryota; Fungi; Ascomycota; Sordariomycetes; Sordariales; Podosporaceae
Exons: 4
Coding region: 1-2058 (685 amino acids)
Biological process (GO): amino acid catabolic process
Molecular function (GO): L-amino-acid oxidase activity; polyamine oxidase activity
Source: RefSeq, a predicted model, not a curated record
AUGGUCGGCUUUACAUCUUUCCUCCUCCUCGGAGGUGCUGCUGCUGCUUCAGUCAACCUCAACAGCCACCCUGUCAGGCUCGAGACUCGCCAUGCCGUGACCUCUCGCCUUGGCAACGUCCACCUGUUUGUCGAGAGAGACGUGGCCGGUCCUGUAACCGUUUCCUACGGUUCUUGCUCAUCUCUCUCUGCUAGAGAUGCUCAUCACACCGUGGGCGAGGUCCAGGGAAAGAGACAGGAGACACGCCUUGUGUGGAAGCUUCCCGAGAGGUCUGAGUCUGGGGGAUGCCUCUCCGCCUGGAACCCCGCCGGGCAGCUUCUGGGGAGGAGUGAGCCUCAGCUCCUUGAGAAUCGCCACGCAAAGAGAGCAGAGAAGCGAGCUGCCAUCGCCAUGACCAACGCCACGGGAAUUGAAACCCUUGGUCCCUGGUUCGAGGGUGUCAAGCUCCUCCAGGACCAACAACCGGGGCCCAUUGACGUCAAGGCCGCCAAGGAGAAGGAGGUCGCCAUUGUGGGCGCCGGCAUGUCUGGGCUGAUGAGCUAUCUCGUCCUCACUCAAGCGGGCCUCAAGAAUGUCAAGAUCAUUGAGGCCGGCAACCGUCUUGGUGGCAGAGUUCACACCGAGUACCUGCGCGGCAAGGCUUUCGAUUACUCCUACCAGGAGAUGGGCCCGAUGCGGUUCCCCUGGACCUACAAUGAUCCAGCAACCAACAGCACGCUCGAAAUCACCGACUCUCAGAUCGUCUUCCAGGUCGCCGAGGAGAUCAACAAGCUGAACAAGAACAGCAAGAACCUCACCGUCAGCUUCCAGCCUUGGUACCAGAGCUCGCCAAACGGACUGGUCUACAGGAACGGUUUCAAGCUCCCAUCCGGUCUGCCACCAACUUCUGCCCAGAUUGCGGCCGAUCCUUCCUUGGGGACCCCUUCUAUGCCCCGGGACAACUCGACCAUCGCUUUGGCUGCGGCCCUGAGCGAGUACAUGCCUCCCAGCAGUGUGUAUGCGGAUGUGGCCAACAACAUGUUCAAGGCUCACAAGGACUGGAUCGAGAACGGUCUCAAGGGUCUUGGUGGUGAUACGUGGUCCGAGUUUGCUUUCCUGACACACCAUCUUGGGGGUAGCCUCAACGACACAGAUGUUAUUGGCGGAAGCGAUCACAGCUACUGGUCCAGCAUCUACAGCGGCGCUUAUUUCCGAGCCGCCUCCUGGAAGACCAUCGAUGGCGGCCUCAACCGUCUCCCCUUGGCUUUUCACCCGUUGGUCAACAAGGAUACCAUCAUGAACCGCGCCGUCGAGCGUGUUGCCUUCUCCACCGACUCCAAGACGGGUUCCAAGAAGGUCCAGCUCUCCUACCGAGACAGCAACCCCCGCAAUGGGAAGAAGUCCAAGCUCUCCUCUGCCGGCUACGAUUACGCCAUUAUCUCUGCUCCCUUCUCCGUCGUCCGCUCCUGGAGAAUGCCCACCCUCCCUGCCACCAUCUCCAACGCCAUCCGCAAGCUCGAGUACGCCAACGCCUGCAAGGUCGCCCUCGAGUACAAGACGCGCUUCUGGGAGAAGUACGCCAACCCCAUCCUCGGCAGUUGCAGCACCUCCACCGACAUCCCCGGUAUCGGCUCCAUCUGCUACCCAUCCUACAACAUCAACGGCACCGGGCCCGCUUCCAUUCUGGCGAGUUAUGACACUGGCGCGCUGCUUGAGUCGCUGUCAGAAGAAGAGCACGUCCAGUAUGUGUUGGACGCCAUGACCGAGAUCCACGGCGAGGAGACGAGGAAGCUGUACACUGGUCGGUACAACAGGCGGUGCUGGGCUCAAGACGAGCUCACCAGGGGUGGCUGGGCGAACCCAAGUAUUGGACAGCAUCAGCUGUAUAUUCCCGAGUACUUCAAGACUUAUGAUGGGUUGAUCUUUGUCGGCGAGCACACCAGCUACACGCAUGCUUGGAUUGCCUCUGCUUUGGAGAGCGGUAUCAGAGGUGGUGUUCAGCUUCUUUUGGAACUUGGGCUGGUUGAUGAGGCCAAGGAGGCUGUUGACAAAUGGAUGGCGAGAUGGAUCGAUAUCUGA